ACCUGAUGGCAGCAUCACGCAGCCCCUUCGCACGGGUGCGUGGGAGUUCCCCGCUUCGCCAUGUCGGGGUGGUGCAACGCGCUGAAAGGAUCUCCCUAGAUCUCUCUCUCUACUCUUUCUCUCUACCGCCCUCAUCCCAUCAGCUCCAUCCUCCCCCUCACGACAGUCGGAGUCUCAGCAGCAGCGGCAUCCUCCACCCUCUCUAGGCAUCAGCAUCUUCCCCAGCGCCGGCGGUGAGACACGGAGGAGACGCAUCCGAGUGAUGCCACUGCACCAACCGCAUCUCGCCACCGCGAAAACACUCCCAGAAUAAAGCGCUUCUUCUGCGAGGAGGGAGAAACACGUUCGCCUGGAGACAUCCCCUGCCCAUGAAGAUGUCUAACGCUGACAUGGUCUUGAACUCCACCGAUCGGAUAGUGAAAUCCGUUCCCUUCCCCCUGAGUCACCGUCUCACUAUGAAGGAGGUGAUUGACUGCGAGGGGAAGCCGAGGGUGGAUCUACUGAAAGCCCACCUUACCAAGGAAGGCCGGGUGGAGGAGACCGUGGCCCUCCGAAUCAUCAAUGAAGGAGCAUCCAUCUUACGCCAGGAGAAGACCAUGCUGGACAUAGAGGCACCUGUCACAGUGUGUGGUGACAUCCAUGGGCAGUUCUUUGACCUGAUGAAGCUGUUCGAGGUGGGAGGCUCUCCAGCCACGACACGAUACCUCUUCCUGGGUGACUACGUGGACCGGGGCUACUUCAGUAUUGAGUGCGUUCUAUACCUAUGGUCACUGAAAAUCCUCUACCCAAAGACGCUAUUUUUACUGAGAGGAAAUCAUGAAUGUAGACAUUUGACAGAAUAUUUCACUUUCAAACAAGAAUGUAGAAUCAAGUAUUCAGAGCAGGUUUAUGACUGCUGUAUGGACGCGUUUGACUGUCUGCCCUUGGCCGCGCUCAUGAACCAACAGUUCCUGUGUGUCCACGGUGGACUGUCCCCAGAAAUCCAGACUUUAGACGACAUAAAGAAGUUGGACCGGUUUAAGGAGCCCCCUGCGUUCGGGCCUAUGUGUGAUCUGCUUUGGUCUGAUCCGCUGGAGGACUUUGGCAAUGAAAAGAGCCAAGAAUACUUCAGCCACAACACAGUCAGAGGCUGCUCAUACUUCUACAGUUAUCCAGCAGUCUGUGACUUCCUACAGAAUAAUAACUUGUUAUCAAUCAUUCGAGCACACGAAGCACAAGAUGCAGGGUACCGGAUGUACAGGAAGAGUCAGACCACCGGCUUCCCCUCCCUUAUUACCAUCUUCUCCGCACCAAACUACCUUGAUGUUUACAAUAAUAAAGCUGCUGUUCUCAAGUACGAGAACAAUGUAAUGAACAUCCGGCAGUUCAACUGCUCCCCUCACCCCUACUGGCUGCCAAAUUUCAUGGACGUCUUCACCUGGUCGCUGCCGUUCGUAGGAGAGAAAGUCACAGAGAUGCUGGUCAACGUGUUGAGCAUCUGCUCCGACGACGAGCUGAUGAAUGAUGGAGAUGAGAUCUUUGACGCCAAUGCAGCAGCUGCUCGGAAAGAGGUGAUUAGGAACAAGAUCCGUGCCAUUGGGAAGAUGGCCAAGAUGUUCUCUGUGCUCAGAGAGGAGAGUGAGAAUGUCUUGACUCUGAAGGGUCUGACUCCCACUGGCAUGUUGCCCAGCGGCGUGCUGUCUGGAGGAAAACAAACUCUACAGAGCGCCAUCCGCGGCUUCUCUCCCCAGCACAAGAUCAGCAGCUUCGAGGAGGCUAAAGGUCUGGACCGCGUCAACGAGCGCAUGCCGCCCCGCAAGGACGGGAUCAACCACGUGGGCCACUCGAUGGGCAAGAUGAACGUGUCUGAGACCAAUGGCACUGACGACAACAGCAACAUCCAGUGAUGAAACAGUUGCCCACCCACCUGCACCUGAGUCCAUGCCACCGCUACGAUGCAUGGCAGGACAACGCCAAACCCGUGAUUUAAGACCUCCUGCUUCCAACAAACACCCGAUGACAUAACACCACCUACACAUCCCUCCAUGCUCCAAUGUUUAAUUCGAGAACCAAACUGUCUAACUUAAAACCUUUCACUCGAGUGGGUGAGAGGCGGAGUCUUUCCUUGUCAUCAGUUUGCCGCUUACGGUUGAAACGGGAUUAUCUUGCUGAUUGCAAAUCUGCCUUGUGUGGGAGCGUUGAAUGGGAAAGGAGGGGUGGGGGGUGAUAUGCCUUGUCAAGGGCUGAAAGUGGCUUUAUCAGAGAGGGGGCGGUCUCAAGGGCAAAAUCUGCCAGUUCCUUUUUGACUCAGCCCACAAGCGGGCGGGGUUUAGGAGCUAUCUCUAAAGCCUGAUCCUCGCAGUUCAUCGGUGCGGCCGCGUCUGUACCAAAUUCCAUGCACACUUUUUCCUAUUUUGAUUAGGAGGUUUUUUCAUGAUCCCAUCUCAUAAUAAAAUUCGCUCACUCUUGAAAAUGUUUUGCUACUAGUAUUAAUACAAACACGAAUUGAGUCGACAUAACAAUGAAAAACAUUUGUAAGCAAGGACAUUUGACAACAAAAUAUGUACAUUUUAUUACUGACAAUGCAAUCUUACGUGGGGGGUUUUAUUUAUUGAUUUGGUUUUUGGUAGGAUGCCAUGAAGGGCGGAGCGUAGCGGUGCUGUUUGCCCAGACUCUUCUGAUCAAAAGCACCAUUGGGAUGUGGAGUAAUACUCCGGUGAAAGCUCAACCUUUGGCGCCACCUUCCUGAUUGUUUCUCACCUGCCUGUAACUUGAGAGAGAAUGCACAUAGUACAUUUCGCAAGUCAAAUAAAAAUAUAUAUAUAUAAAUAUAUAUAUAUAUAUAAGUAUAUUUAAAUCAGUGAUUAUCAACAAUGGUCGAGGACAAUGAUUUUCAACAGCAUCUAUGGUACUGAACGCAUCAGUGCAUGCAAUCAAGUUCCUUAUUGAUAUGUGAAAUUAUAAUUGUGAUGUGUUUCAAUAUAGUAGACUUGAAUUAUUUCCCUCUUCAGAUUAUAUUUGUAAAGGUCUAGUUUGUUUUUAUAUCUCUAUAAAUAUAUAUGAUUUUGUAAUCUUUAAUUUCAUUUCUCUUUUUUCAUUUAAAUCAUUUUAUCGUUUAUUUAUUUUUGUAUAGUUUUGCUGUACAGGCACUUGAUGCUCUUUUUGUUUCCUUUCGUUUUUUUUUUCUCUGUUCAGUUGGUGUACAGAAGUUGUUCAGUAGUGUGAAUGAACAUAUUACUCAAGCAACAUUCAGGCUGCCAAAGCAUGAUCGCAUGGUUAUUCAAAUGUAAACAAACUGGACACGAGGAAAAUUCAGUGUUUCACUUUGAAGAGGACAACUAUAUUAUCAUUAUGAUUCUUGACGAUAUUCUUCUUAUUCUUACAAUUAAGCUUACGGUUCUUUAAGUUCCACUGUUUUACUGAUCCUUGUUUGGUCCAGACGUGGUUUAUUUCAAAGGAGGAAUUUUAUGGAUUUGUGACUACUUUUCUUGUCAUUUUCUCUGGAACUAAGUUUUCGCAUUUAACUCCUAAAUGAAAACACAUAUUGUAAGCAUGCCCUAUGGGACAAAUCACUUUUUUUACUCUUGAAUAAAAUAUGCAUGAACUAAUGUUGU
Molecule: messenger RNA, 3593 nt
Organism: Triplophysa rosa
Lineage: Eukaryota; Metazoa; Chordata; Actinopteri; Cypriniformes; Nemacheilidae
Gene: ppp3ca
Product: protein phosphatase 3, catalytic subunit, alpha isozyme
Exons: 13
Coding region: 369-1886 (505 amino acids)
Biological process (GO): calcineurin-NFAT signaling cascade
Cellular component (GO): cytoplasm; cytosol; calcineurin complex
Molecular function (GO): calmodulin binding; calmodulin-dependent protein phosphatase activity
Source: RefSeq, a predicted model, not a curated record